This is a messenger RNA of Oryza brachyantha (malo sina), 1007 nucleotides long. RefSeq names its product ABC transporter I family member 1. Bases 160 to 834 code for a protein of 224 amino acids. NCBI's taxonomy places the organism in Eukaryota, Viridiplantae, Streptophyta, Magnoliopsida, Poales, Poaceae. The transcript has a single exon. Gene Ontology annotation, biological process: cytochrome complex assembly. The record is from RefSeq and is a predicted model, not a curated record. Gene Ontology annotation, molecular function: ATP hydrolysis activity; ATP binding; transmembrane transporter activity.
CGCCGCCGCCGCCGGGGCGCACUAAUCCUCCCCGCCGCGGCCGCAUCGCUCGUUCUCCCCGCCCGCGGCUUCGACCGACGUCGCCGAGCGGCCCCCCUCGCGUGCGGGCGUGCGCGUGGUUUGGCCCGGGCCGCCGCUCGCGAGGUCGCCACUCGGGAAAUGCCGCCGCUGAAGCCCCCGCCGCCGCGGCUCCUCCUCAACGGCGUCUCGUGCAUGCGGAACGCGCAGACGGUGCUCCGCGACAUCAACGUCAGCGUCCACGACGGGACCGCGCUGGUCCUCACGGGCGCCAACGGCUCCGGGAAGAGCACGUUCCUGCGGAUGCUCGCCGGCUUCUCGCGCCCCUCGGCCGGGGAGAUCCUCUGGAACGGCCACAACAUCACCUCCCCGGGCGUGUUCCAGCAGUACAAGCUGCAGCUCAACUGGAUGUCGCUCAAGGACGCCGUCAAGGAGAAGCUCACCGUGCUCGAGAACGUGCAGUGGUUCGAGCUCCUCGAGGGGAAGCACGGCAAGUCGGCCCCUGCCAUCGAGCUCAUGGGGCUCGGCAGGCUCAUGAACGAGAAGGCGAGGAUGCUCUCCAUGGGGCAGAGGAAGAGGCUUCAGCUGGCCAGACUGCUCGCCAUCGAUCGCCCGAUCUGGCUUUUGGAUGAGCCGUCUGUUGCGUUGGAUGCCGAGGGUGUUAAGCUGCUGGAGUACAUCAUAGCGGAGCACCGCAAGAAGGGUGGGAUCGUGUUCGUUGCCACGCAUUUGCCUAUUGAAAUUGAGGAUGCCAUGUCGCUCCGGCUUCCACAAAGGUUCCCUCGGAGGAAAACAUUGGUUGAUCUUGUGCGUUGAUGUGAGUUCAAGGAUUUAGGUGUAUCAUUCUAAUUCAUCUACAUUCAUAUGAAUCCGUUGCAGCAACUUCUGAUGGUGCAGUUUUGUGACACUUUGUUUUGGAAAUUAACUAUGCACUCACCGUUUGAAUAUGUAUGCCGGUUCCUUCUUGCUAACAUGACAUACAUGAUCAU